Messenger RNA from Cydia amplana, 2224 nucleotides. RefSeq names its product alpha-(1,3)-fucosyltransferase 10 (gene FucTB). The coding region runs from base 839 to 2167 and encodes 442 amino acids. The transcript is spliced from 4 exons. The record is from RefSeq and is a predicted model, not a curated record. Gene Ontology annotation, cellular component: membrane. Gene Ontology annotation, molecular function: alpha-(1->3)-fucosyltransferase activity. Lineage: Eukaryota; Metazoa; Arthropoda; Insecta; Lepidoptera; Tortricidae.
GAUAUGUAUACAUUUACGUACAAAUCUCAUAACAAAUGAUAUAAUUAUUAAAUUUUUCACGCAUAAGAAAAGCGCCAGUAACAAAUCUACAAAAUGUCGGACAUGAUUAUAAAUGAUUCUGUGCCAGUAGAUAAGAAAUGGAAUGAACUUAUUAAAUAUAAUAUAUUUAUAAUGAAACUGGUCGAGUUUGGGCUUUCACUUAUAAUUAUGACUUUACCGGCUUUUCUAACGAAACCAAAGGGCCACAUGUACUGCGUAGCAACAGGCCCCACAUUCGUCAUAUCGCUUCUUCUAGUGAUACUGUAUGUCCGACAAAAAGUACCCAUAUUCAUGGAAAAACUAUACCUAUGCUUUCAAAUAGCAUUCGUAUUUGGUGCAUUUGUCCAAUGCUUUAUUCUAAAUCUUGUAUUGGCAAUCAUUCUCAAUAUAUUACCAUUAUUGGUGGAGUCAGCAGGCUUCUGGCACUGCCUUGCGUCCGGGCCCACCCUUGUGCUGUCCCUAAUAUUCAUAAUCCUCUACCUCGUCGACCAGGUACCAUUUGAAGCUGAAAUGUAUUAUGCUAUCUCACAAAUAGCUUUCAACACUCUGAGCCUUUUUAGUGUUUUUACAAGUGGCAGAUGGGUAUUGAGCAUUUAUGUAAUAUUCUACAUAGACUUAAUUAUAGUUCUUUCAUUUGAUAUUUAUUAUAUGCAUCGGGAAAGAGGGUGGAUUUUGUAAUUAAAUUGUUUCCCUAAAAAGUAGUAUUUUAUUUUGUAAUAUAGAAACAUGGUAGGAAGCUAGCUGUUGAUAAAAUAAGUGACGGCUCCCCGCUAACUGAUAAGCAAGUGGGUGAUAAGACAUGUGUGGUAAUAAGUUUGAUAAACGUAAACAGUACUCGACAUUUGCUAUGUUUUUCAUCAUCAAACUGUGUUUAAAAAUAUACAAAAGACUAUUGCGAAUUACUUUGAAUGAAGUAUUAUGUGCAUCAUUAUUACUGUGUGUUUGUUUUGUAAUUUGGACUUUAAAAGAUUAUAGAAGAUCUAAUAAUUUUGAACAGUCAGAAUAUCCAGUGAUAUUGUGGUGGACUAAAGGAUUUCCUGGCACUUUGGAAACUAAACACUGUGCACAAGGUAUAAGAUGUUCCAUUUACAGCAAUGGAACUGUUCCACAUGGAAAUAAUGUUGAAGCUUAUUUGUUCUAUGGGAGUAACAUUGACUUUAACCAUUUACCCUUACCAAAGAAGUCGGAGCAUACUUGGGGCUUGUACCAUGAAGAAUCCCCGAGGAAUGUAGAGGAGCUAAUGCAUGAACAAAUACUAAGAAUGUUCAAUUACUCCUCUACCUUAAGUAGAUACAGCAAUGUGCCUUUCCCUUUACAACAUCUGGAAUCUAUUGAACAUAUUACUAAUGAAGAAUACUUUGUAACAACUUUUGAAAAGAAUAUUUAUUUGAAUGAGAUAGCUCGUGUUAUGUAUUUACAGAGUGAUUGUGAGACAUCCACUGAGCGAGAUGCCUAUGUGAAAGAACUAAUGAAAUACAUAGAAGUUGAUUCUUACGGAAGUUGUCUGAAUAACAAAAAAUUGCCUUCCAAGUUUGUUGAUGAUUAUUUGAACCAUUUGAGUGACGACGAAUUUUUAAAGUUUAUUUCGAGAUACAAGUUUAUUAUAGCUAUAGAAAACGGGGUGUGUGAAGAUUAUGUCACUGAAAAGUUUUGGAGAGCAAUAAGAGUUGGUACUGUACCUAUUUACUUUGGAUCUCCUUCUAUAAGAGACUGGUUACCUAAUAAAAAAUCGGCGAUUUUACUGGAAGACUUUCCCACACCAAAGCUUUUAAGUGAACAUUUAAACAAGUUGUUAGAAGAUGAUGUAUUGUAUGAGCAAUAUUUAGAACAUAAAAUUUAUCAAAUAAUAACAAAUGAACGGUUGAUAAUUGACUUCAGAAUGAGACCCCAUCAAAUGGAUUCAUUGAAGACUAUUGAAGAAUUUGAAUGUUUCAUUUGCGACAAACUACACAAACGAAGAAAAGGGAUUUAUGAUAAGAGAAUUGUAGACAAGAGACACUACAACUGUCCAAAGCCACUAUCAGCGUUGUCAUUGGAUGUUAAUCCACAGAACGAUUGGGUCUUCUCUUGGGAACUAGCUAAAACGAGAGCAAAUGAAAUAUAUAAAAGGGUCACAAAUACGAACUGAGAUCAACUGAUGAUCAUAUUGACAUUAAGUUUAAAAACCAAUUGAGAUAGAGCAUCA